AUGUCCCAAGCAUUAGACCAGAAGCCCGACAUUGGGCCGGACGCUUGUUUGACUCGAAGCGAAGAGAAGUUGGGACCAGACAACAAACAUGGCGAGGUUGCGAAUGUGUACCCUGAGCCAACGCCCGAGGAGGAGCGUGAGCUCCUACGCAAGAUCGACCUUUAUGUGCUGCCUAUGAUGUGCUUUGUCUUCUUCCUCCAAUACUUGGACAAGCAGAGUCUGAGUUACGCUAGUAUCUUUGGUCUGAUUCCUGAUCUAGGACUGACCAAGCAUCAAUACUCAUGGACCUCGUCCAUCUUCUAUGUCGGCCAGCUCGUUGCUGAGUAUCCCUUUAUCUAUCUCAUGAGCCGCCUGCCUCUGACCAAAUUCGUUGGCGCCACUGUUAUCGUCUGGGGCGCUGUUUGCCUAUGUCUUGUAGCUACCAACAACUUUGCUGGCUUUGCGACUGUUCGCUUCUUCCUCGGUUUCUGGGAGGGAGCCGUGUCUCCAGCAUUCAUCACAUUGACGAGCAUCUGGUAUCGUAAGAACGAACACGCUACUCGCACCGCUCUUUGGAUUACAAUGAAUGGCCUCGCUCAGGUCAUUGGCUGUCUUCUCAUGUACGGCAUCGGUGUCAACAAGUCAUUAGGUCUCGCCCCCUGGCGCACCCUCUUUCUUGUAUGCGGAGCGCUCACGGCUUUUGCCGGUGUGCUGUUCUUUUUCUUCAUGCCAAGCUCGCCAAAAAACGCAUGGUUUCUCACGGAGCGCCAAAAGCAGGUGCUGUCAAUGCGCAUGGCCAAAGACCGCGAGGGAGGUGACAAGACAUCAUUUUCUAUUGCGCAACUAAAGGAGGCCUUGUUCGACAUCAAGACUUGGUUUGUGUUUUGGUUCGGUGUGCUCGUUACAAUGCAGUCGCCUGUAUUAACCUUUGCCUCACUCGUCAUCAACAACAUUGGGUAUGAUCGCUACCAAACCAUGUUGUACAUGGCACCUUCGGGUGCUGUGCAGAUUUCAUUGGUUUGGGUCGGUGUCCUUGGCUGCAUGUGGUUUCCAAACAACCGAACAUACGUUGCGUUGGCGCUUGUCAUCCCCCCGCUGAUAGGUACGGUUCUGCUCCUCAAGCUGUCGCUCGAUGCAGGAUGGGGCAUGAUCGCUGCUUCAUGGCUGGCCUCUUGUAUAACAGCCGUCUGGUCUAUCCUGCUGUCCCUCACAGCGUCCAAUGUCAAGGGUAACACGAAGCGCGCCAUUGUCAAUGCCAUGUUUUUCAUCGGACAUUGCGCUGGGUGUAUCGCCUCUCCUCAGCUCUGGACCCAGGCGCCGCGCUACUUCUCCGGCGUUGUAACAAGCAUUGUUACUUGGUGCACACUAUUCGUAGUGAUUGCGUCAUAUCGUUUCGUCUGUCUUCGCGAUAAUAACAGCCGCGAAGUCCGUGGUGUCGAAGGCUCUGAAGACAGGCAUUCGCCAGUUGUCUUGGAUGGAAAUGGCGCACCAGAGACGGAUAUGACCGAUAAGCAGGACCGGGAGUUCAGGUACAGCGUCUAA
Molecule: messenger RNA, 1521 nt
Organism: Fusarium sp. VM40
Lineage: Eukaryota; Fungi; Ascomycota; Sordariomycetes; Hypocreales; Nectriaceae
Source: the annotation of a GenBank genome assembly